AUGUUCCUGUCAUUUCGCAGGUAUAUGCGUGUUCCUCAUGAGUUGAAACCCUCGCAGAUUUUCAAGCAGGAUUCCCUUUCACCUAGUAAGAUCGCUUUGCAGAUUGUGCUGUUGCAGAUCUUUUACUACAUAACAGCCUCGAUACUGUUCUAUUGCUGGGCAAAAUUAGUCGGGUACGAGUUAAAUGUUAAGAAUUGGCUUUUUUCUUGGGAAUACAUCAAUUUUAAUACGACUUUAGGACUCUCACUUUCCGUACUGUGGUUACUGGAUUCACUGAUAUGCGUGUUGUUUCUUACCGUGAUAGUGGGUCGUAGUAAACUGGCGUGGGACUUUGCAGUGACAAUUCAUGCGAUCAAUUUGGCUGUGGUUCUCAUCACAACGGGCCAGUUGCCAUCAUUUGCAUGGAUAUUUCUGCAAUUGCUCUCUUCACUAAUACUAGUGUUCCUAAGUACAUGGACGACGAGAUGGAGGGAACUGAGGGAUACUUUUUUUGAAGGUUUGGUGGAUCCAGCCUUUGGCGAAGGUGCCGCGGAUGCAGAGAUACGACCUGAAGCUAAUGAUAACAAGCCAAUCGAAAUGAAAGAUUUGGAAGCCCAAACAUAG
Torulaspora delbrueckii is the source of this 603-nucleotide messenger RNA. RefSeq names its product Sys1p (gene SYS1). The transcript has a single exon. Gene Ontology annotation, cellular component: trans-Golgi network; Golgi membrane. The coding region runs from base 1 to 603 and encodes 200 amino acids. NCBI's taxonomy places the organism in Eukaryota, Fungi, Ascomycota, Saccharomycetes, Saccharomycetales, Saccharomycetaceae. The record is from RefSeq and is a predicted model, not a curated record. Gene Ontology annotation, biological process: Golgi to plasma membrane protein transport; protein localization to Golgi apparatus; Golgi to endosome transport.